GUCCUUGGCGCUUUCGCCAUUUUUAAAAGGAGCGAUCCCGACGAUCAGCCGUUGCAGCUCGCAGUUUGCAGCUUGCGGCCCGUUUGUCCGUGGUUGUCCGUCGCUGUUGUCGUACGCCAUUGAUGGCGAUUGUGAAUGUUGCAAUUGCAACGGUGGUGGGACCGAUGGUAGGAGGGUGAUAAAGUGCGCGCGUAAGGUAAGAUAAGGCGAAGGCAAAGGCGAAGGCAAAGGCAAAGGCGAAGGCGAAGGCGAAGGCGAAGGCGAAGGCAAAGGCGAAGGCGAAAGCAAAGGCAAAGGCAAAGGCAAAGGCAAAGGCGAAGGCGAAGGCGAACACGAAGGAGUGCAUAGUGCUCGCGACAUUGGGUUCAUUCGUCGUGAUUUCAGCUUCUCGUUCGGUGCAGACUCGACGAAAAAGUCGGCGCCGCGAGAUCCUGGUUUGGCUCAUGGGCGUGUUUUUCCUCGUCGUCGACUCGUAAAGGAGACCUGUAGAAAUUUCGUGUGGUACGCGCGAUAUUUAUGAUGUAAACAGUAGAAGACAGACAGAGAAGAAUCUCUCGCGCGAUCGAGCGUGAUAAGGCGAUAAAUCGUCGUUGAGGGUUCGGAAUCCUCCUCGAGAGGCGAGAGCGAGUUACCUUGACGAGUAUCGUUACGCAUUCUCGUCUCGUCUCGUCUCGUCCAGUCCAACAAUCGAAAAUAGAAACAAACAUGUCGAGCGUGCCGCAAAUGUCUAGCGGACUCAGCAAGCUGAAGAAGAAACAUUUCCGAGUGAAACACCAAAAGGUUAAGCUGUUUCGCGCAAACGAGCCGCUCCUCAGCGUGUUUAUGUGGGGUGUUAAUCAUACGAUAAACGAACUUAGUCACGUUAACAUUCCAGUAAUGCUCUUGCCAGAUGAUUUUAGAGCUUACAGCAAGUUGAAAGUGGAUAAUCAUCUUUUCAACAAAGAAAACAUGCCCUCCCACUUCAAAAUAAAAGAAUACUGUCCAUUAGUCUUUAGAAAUUUGCGAGAGAGAUUUGGAAUAGACGACUUAGAUUACAAGGAAUCAAUGACAAGAUGUCGGGCGUUUAAUCCUUCGCGAGCAAAGCAGCAUUCGGAUUUGGUUGAAGGAAUAGGCAGAAGGAUUCGUCAAUUGGUUCAACGCUCCGCCACCACUCCAACGAUUACCCUUUACCCUCCUUCUGCCUCCUCGCACAAUACAAUUUUAAAUAAACCACUGCGUACCUGCAGUUUUAAACCAAAACGUCUGAGAUCACAGCCAGUACUUGAUGAUUCAUCGGGAAAAAGUGGUGCAAAGUUUUAUCAAUCUUACGACAAACUGUUUAUAAUUAAAACGUUGACGAGCGAGGAAGUGGAGAGGAUGCACUCGUUCUUGAAGCAUUAUCAUCCUUAUAUUGUCGAGCGACAUGGAAAGACAUUAUUGCCGCAAUAUCUGGGAAUGUACCGAUUGACCGUUGAUGGCGUCGAGCAUUAUGUGGUCGCAAUAAGAAAUGUAUUUUCGAAUCAUUUGACAACGCACAAGAAGUUUGAUCUAAAAGGGUCGACAGUGGAUCGAGAAGCGUCUGAUAAGGAAAAGGAAAAGGAUCUUCCUACUUAUAAGGAUAAUGAUUUCGUGAAGGAGGGAAUGAAGAUUUAUAUUGGGGAAGAGGCCAAAGCUAAGCUAAUAGAAACGUUAACCGCUGAUGUAGACUUCUUGACGAGAUUACACUUGAUGGAUUACUCUCUACUACUGGGUUUGCACGAUUGCGCGCGCGCUGAACAAGAAUCGAAAGAACGCGCGGAAAGAGAGGAUGAUGAAGAUAAUCAUGAAGAGGAAGAUGAUAGCGAGUCCGGUAGUGGGUUAGAAUCUCGAGGCCCAAUGGGAGACCGUUUGUGGAGUUGGAGCGGCGUGGGCCAUGCAAUUACUAGCAUGGCAACGCCUCCCGAGUCACCACAUGCCGCAUUAAUGCGCGACACUAGUUUACAAUACGAAGAUGCGAUAAUACCUGAAUUAGAUAUUUAUGCCAUUCCUAGCAAAGAAGGUGCUCCCGCAAAAGAGAUCUAUUUCUUGGCCAUAAUAGACGUGCUUACGCAUUACGGCGUACGUAAACAAGCGGCAAAAGCGGCUAAAACCGUCAAAUAUGGUGCUAAUGUCGACGGUAUAUCCACCUGUGAUCCAGAACAAUAUGGCAAACGAUUCAUAGAGUUCAUGAGUAAAGCCAUAGAGUAAAAGGUAUUAUACUCAUUUUAAGAAAUGAUGAAAUUACAAUGAUAUUAUGAUGUGUACUAUGUCGGAGUGAAGUCGCGUUUAUUAUAACGAAAGAGAGAGUCAUAGGGAUUGAUUAUUUCUGCAGUCUCCGUUCAUUUUACUUGUUGGCACCGAUUAUUAUCUCAAAUAGUGCUUUCACUCACAAUUCAUGCACGAUCAAACACAGAAACGCAUCGUUUAUUUUGCGAGCGUGUUUAAGUAAGCGUAUGUUUCGCAGAUAUACUAUACUUUUGUCAGACUCGUUUAUUGUUAUUCUACAAACAGCGAGUCUCGAUUAUCUCGAUCGAUUAUUAUUUACUGUAUCUUUACUCGAUAUUUGUCCACCAAUCAUCGUUUUGAUCGAAAUUUUCUCAAAUUAUACGCUUGAAAUUUUUCUACAUCAUUUCCAAAAGAUAAAAUGUUUGAUCGUACAAAGGAUUAUUAUACGUACACGUAUUUGCAAUCUCGUGCAAAGAAUUUACAUCACUAAACGAAUAAUACCUCCUCUUUUCUCUACCUCCUGUUCUUUUCGCGCACGUGAUUCAAAGAAUAAAAGAUGUAUUAUUCAACGAUUUUAAAUCGUUUAGUAAAUCGCAUUAGAAAUGGAAAAUUAAUUAUUCAUUAAAGUAUAUAAAAAUUGGAACAAACACACAAUGUUAUUUACAGAUUGAGAAGUUAUUAAAAAAUUUCAAGUUGCGUCAAUGUUUGUUAAUAGCCAUAUUUCGUGCAAAUAUAUCAACAACAAUUCAUUUUUCGGCCAAUUAAUUAACGAUUUAUAACAAAAUAGCUAGCUUGAUGUUAAUAUUGCGAUAAAUCUUGAUGCAGCACUAAUGGCGUUUAUAAAUUAUAGAACUGCCCGAGUUUGCCUAAUAGUUUCAUUUAAUAAAAUAUAAUUUUAAUAGCUAUCAAUAUUUGCUGUUUUGCUAAAGUAAUCAAUAGAGAUAUACAUAUAUACUUGGUGUAAUGCCGAUGGCAAUGUAUUAUAUAUGCGGAUACACACCACACUCACGCACGCACGCGUCGUGUAUGUAUAUACGCAUGCAUCAUCUACAAUCAUCACGACUAACAUUAUUUCGGACUAAAGUGAGACCUAAAUGUGUGUCUAUUGUUCCUUUUAAAUAAAUACAGAUAGAGACGUACUUAAACCUCGCUUAAAGGCAAAAUAACGAUGCAAUCGGGUUUGAAAGAAUUGGAAAAAAAUUAUUGAGCAAUUAAUUUAUAUGUAUUAAAAAAAUGAUGAAAGAAAUAAUGCAUAUUGUUGAAUAUAAGACAAUACUUUUAAAUAAUCUAUUUUAUACAUGUGUGUAUGCGUGCGUGUGUGUUGUAUGUAUGUAAGUAAAUAUAGUUUGUUAGAAUCGACUAUGUAAUGCGCACGCACGAUUAAUUUUCCAGUAAUCAAUAUAUUUCUCUAGUCUUGAUAUAACUUUAUAUAUUUUAACACGUUUUUUAUUAUAUGUCGGGACUAUUAUGCAGGUACGAUAGAUGAAAGGAGGAGGAGGAGGAGGUAUACAUUUAUAUUUGGAAAAUAGGCUUUUAUAUGAUUGUCAAUUAUAUUAUCAAGGUAAUGUAAUUAAAACUUGUCUCAACAAUUAAAGUUUUUUAGAUGCAAUAGCAUUCUAGCGAAUGAAAAAUUACAUUCAUCUAUUAGCAUGUUUCUUGGGAUACAACGAUAAAUUUUUAUUCAUAUUCAAAUAAAUUAAUUUUAUCGGUGCGCAAAAUAUUUGUGCAGCUUUGUUACAUGUGUAAGAUAAUAUUGCAGUCUUUUUUAUUUUUUUGUUUUCUUUAGCUUAUCAUUUCGACGUGUAUAAUGUUCAUCUUCCACCCUGUAUGUAUUAGUAUUAUAAUAUAAUAUAAUAUAAUAUAAGAGUAAUUUGGAACAAAAGCGUCAAAUGUUAUUCUAUAGCUUGAAAGUAAAACAAAAUAAAUCGUUAUUUAUAAUAUGUAAAAUAUUUAGCCUUUUACCUCCGAGAUAAUAUCAGUUACACGUCAAUUCCAAAGUAUCGAUCAAUGUUAAAGAAACUAAAAAGAAAACUCAAGUAUAUCUGUUAAAUAAAUUAUGAGAAACGUAUACAUAUAGUAAACAAAACAAUGUCAAUUUUUCGGUUAUUUAACAAAUUAAUAAACUUUAUAGUACAUAGGGAAACAUUUAGCAAUGUGCAAAGGACUUAUGUAGAUGCUAAACUAUUUUCCAGGUUUGUCUGUCCAUUACAUCGUUUUGCUGCAAUUGGAGAUAUCUGCUUUAGACAUUCUAUAUCGUUAAAUACAAUCUGUGCUCCUCCUCCACACGUUGGCAAUAUAUCAGCCUAAAAUAUACAAGGAUACAAUGUAUACUGUAUCUCUAAGAAAAUAACGUAGCAGAGUUUAUACCUUAUAUAAUUUGGUUUCGAGUUCACCGUCCGUGUCUUGUUCUUGCGCAUAGAGACAGUAUUUGGCAGAUUUGGUCGCAAAGUUGUUUGGAUUUGUCAAUUUCCGGAUGAUUCGUUUAUGAAACUGCAUUUGUGGCUGAAAGAUUGUACCAGUUGGAACCAUUCCAACGGGACGAUGAUUUAUCCAUCUAUCUACAUUUUGCGAUCGCCCGUAUCUCGGAUUCACUACUGGAAUCUUAUCAAUGAUGAAAUACAUUAUUCACACAUAUCGAGCCAGCGCACUUUUGACGGAAUGUGAUGGAGAAACAGUGCGCGUAGUUCGAAUUAAUUCUUCCGGGAUGUCAGUUUGCGAACUCGAAAGUUCUUUCUUGGAUGUCAUCGGGAUUGAUUCUUUUGCGAUUUUUCCCUGAAUAUCAUUGAGAUUGAUUCCUGUAUGGAAAGCAAUAUCCCCUGGCUGAGAUGACCUUUGGGAAUUUGAGAGAAUCAAUGGACCGUGGACCACGGCAGGUUCUUCUUUGGACAUUAUCGGUAUCGAUUCCCCUGCAUUCUCCGUUUUUACAUUCGAAGCCACUGUCGGUGCCACUAGUACAGCAUCAGACAUACUUUCAUCAGUGGACAUCAAUAUUUGUUUCAUCAAUUUUAACUUGUCAUCUUUUUUUUUUAUGUAGCUCUAAAAAUAUUUCAAUGCUCCAAAAUUGAAAGAAAUAACUGCGGAUUAUCUUGAAGAAAUAAUAAACACACAUUGUAAAUGUAUGUUUGUAAAUUAAAGUAUACCGUUAAUCGUU
Camponotus floridanus (Florida carpenter ant) is the source of this 5374-nucleotide messenger RNA. RefSeq names its product phosphatidylinositol 5-phosphate 4-kinase type-2 alpha (gene PIP4K). NCBI's taxonomy places the organism in Eukaryota, Metazoa, Arthropoda, Insecta, Hymenoptera, Formicidae. Gene Ontology annotation, molecular function: phosphatidylinositol kinase activity. Bases 706 to 2205 code for a protein of 499 amino acids. The transcript has 10 exons. The record is from RefSeq and is a predicted model, not a curated record. Gene Ontology annotation, biological process: phosphatidylinositol metabolic process.